This is a messenger RNA of Bactrocera tryoni, 474 nucleotides long. RefSeq lists its product as uncharacterized. The record is from RefSeq and is a predicted model, not a curated record. Lineage: Eukaryota; Metazoa; Arthropoda; Insecta; Diptera; Tephritidae. The coding region runs from base 1 to 474 and encodes 157 amino acids. The transcript has a single exon.
AUGUCAUACGAAUUAAAGUGCACACUUAUGACAUUUAUUGUUGUGUUUUGCUGUAAUCACAUCGCCUCGGCUGCGGCAUAUCCCUGGCAAGCCGAUCAUGAGGGUUAUGACGCCAGCUUGGAUCCGGUCAUUUGGUCACGCGCCUUCGUCAAAGACAAUAUACGUCGACCCCGACAAUUCGCGACAUUUCCCGCUGCGGCCGGCGGAAAUAAUGAAGUCCAACUGAAUAACCGCUUUUAUGAAUUCCAACAACGCUUCGUCGACUCGAAUCGCGCAGCAAGCGGUAUUUUGCGUGAUGAAAAGCGUCGUGCGAAAAGUUCGGCUCAUUUUGGCGAAGGUCGCACUGGCGCAUCGGCAGCGGAAAGCGAAUGGAACGCAAUUGCGCAUGCCGAGUACAGAUCGGGAAAUAACCGCAAGUCGAGUCUGAAUCGUUCGAAGACGCAAGCCAGAAGAAAACGCAAUCACAAACGUUAA